GAGCGCGUCUUCCGGUUGCAGCAGCAGGUAGUUCGGUUGCACUCGCAUCAGGCCUGUGGCGGUGUGUGGCGGUGCCACCGGUGCAUCCGGAGCCCAGUGUGUUUCCCCGGCGGUGCGCAACAAUGCGGCGCUGCGCAACAAUGCGGCGCUGGAGAUAAAACUUCACCAGCGAUGUCAGAACCCAAAGCUUUCGCGCGACUUUAACCCGAGAAGAUGUCAGAUGUCACCAAGACCGUCCAGAAAUGGCACGCGAGUUUUAAAAAGGGCACGGACUUUGAUUCGUGGGGGCAGCUGGUGGAAGCCAUCGAUGAAUAUCAAAUACUCGCAAGGCAACUUCAGAAAGAGGUGCAGUCAUCAAACUUGCAUGAUUUUACAGAGGAACAGAAGAAAACCCUGGGAAAGUUUGCAACAUGCCUUGAAAUGCGAAGUGCAGCCUUACAGUGCACACAAUCUCAAGACGAGUUCAAGUUAGAAGACCUGAAAAAACUGGAACCCAUUAUUAAGAACAUUCUGACUUACAACAAAGAUUUCCCUUUUGAUGUCCAACCAGUGCCUUUGAGGAAGAUUCUUGCACCAGGUGAGGAGGAAAACCUUGAGGUUGAGGAGGAGCUGGACGCUGGUACUGGAGCAGGUUCAACACCGUCAUUCCCUUCAAGGGUGCCAGGUACUCUGUUGCCACGGUUACCCUCGGAGCCUGGAAUGACUUUGCUGACGCUGACGAUAGAGAAGAUCGGUCUGAAGGAUGCAGGACAGUGCAUUGACCCGUACAUCACCGUCAGUGUUAAAGAUCUGAACGGUAUCGACUUGAAUCCAGUUCAGGACACCCCAGUGGCCACGCGGAAGGAGGACACGUAUAUUCAUUUUAGUGUGGAAGUGGAAAUCCAGAAACACCUAGAAAAACUACCAAAAGGUGCAGCUAUUUUCUUUGAAUUCAAACACUACAAACCCAAGAAAAGAUUCACCAGCACUAAGUGUUUUGCGUUCAUGGAAAUGGAUGAAAUCAAACCAGGUCCCAUUGUUAUAGAACUGUACAAGAAACCAACUGACUUCAAGAGGAAAAAGCUCAACCUCCUGACGAAGAAACCACUUUACCUGCACCUUAACCAGACUUUGCACAAAGACUAAACAAAGAUCCUACAGGAGGACGGCAGAGGCUCUUUCUCUCAGAUACAUUCGGUGCAUCACCUCUCACAUUCCUUGCAAUAUCGGACACAUAUUCUUCAUAUCUCCAGUCUAAAGUCUGGGACACAGUUUGACGUCUCCACCGCUCUUCAUCUGAAAGAGAGACGAGUAUUUCAAAAACUGAAUGUUGUACAAAUGCUCUGUAUGAUGAUUUCUGAUGAAAACGGUUAUAACUUGUUUACGCAACACUUCCUAUUACGUUUUAAUAUUUUUAUUUGAUUAAAGAAACUGCUCACUCUCAUGUUCCAAACCUGUAUGCUGUUAUAAUCGGAAAGAUGAUUUUUCACAUCUAUUUUGACAGUUAAUAGUCUGUAAAGCUUCAAAAAAGACAUAAAACAUAAAAAUAGCCCAUUAUGUUUGGUUCGGUUAUGAUGUGCAAGAUUCAUUUGCUGUUUGGUUCUUAAAAUACAUGUUAAGAUUAAUUAUAACUUCAUUUGUUUGUUGUGUAUGUGUGCAUUCUGUGGGGAAAACGGCAUAAAAGUUUGGAACUAUUUGAGGGCGAGUAAAUAAAGAUAACUGUUACUUAUAAAUGUUGUUUAACAGACAUUCUUGUUGAUUUUAUGAAGUGCAUCUUAUGCUACAUACAAACUGAGUAAACCCUAAAGAAACAACACUGACAAAUGCAGUCAUAUAAAUAUGUUGGUUUUUGUGAUAUCUUCAGGUUUUCUUAACUCGUUAAACAGUUUUCUGUUGGCUAAUAUUGAUUUAGCAUUACAGAGCAAUACUUGUUUGAAAUGUGGCCUUUGGCUCAUUAAUAUGGAAAAUAUGUCACAAUAAUGGAUAUUUAAUUAGUUUGAGUAUGAAUCAGAAAACUUGACUAUAUGAAGGGAGAAACUGUGGAUCUAAUGAAGUGUUAGCAUGCCAACUUUGUAAUUCACUUCACAGUUUGCUCUUUGAUUAAUAGUUCAGUUUGGGGAAAUUGUCUUAAAUUUGUCAUUUACGUCUGGCUUAGUUUCUCAAACAGUUUUAACUACAUAACUAAAGGAUUUCUGUGGAAGAUUGACUUGGGGAAUAACCCACAUUUUCUAAUUUCUUUACAGUUUCUGACAGGAUCUUUCCAGGUUUAAAAUCAUCUGUUCCUCUUUACUACUAGUUAUAGCACCAAAUAAAUAUGGAAAAUUAAGGAAAUAAAUAACUACAGAUGCUUCUCCCAUUAGGCUGUUUAAUUUUGUUGUAUUAAAAGCAACUAAAUGGCGAAGAAGUAUUGUGAAGACGCUGUUUGACGGACUAUGCCUAUCAUGGUGUGUGUAUUAUUACACAGCUUUUUCAAAUGUCUCAUUUCUAAUAAAUGACAAUGCUGCUUGAA
Megalobrama amblycephala (Wuchang bream) is the source of this 2488-nucleotide messenger RNA. It is a transcript of the gene aida, whose product is annotated as axin interactor, dorsalization associated. Gene Ontology annotation, molecular function: phosphatidylinositol binding. The coding region runs from base 214 to 1125 and encodes 303 amino acids. Gene Ontology annotation, biological process: determination of ventral identity. Gene Ontology annotation, cellular component: membrane. NCBI's taxonomy places the organism in Eukaryota, Metazoa, Chordata, Actinopteri, Cypriniformes, Xenocyprididae. The record is from RefSeq and is a predicted model, not a curated record. The transcript has 10 exons.